CUGUCCAUAAACACUCAUGAUGGAGACGGUAUAAGUCAUAAGUUUAUUGCCCGCUUCUUUAAGCAACCAACCUUCUGUUCGCACUGUAAAGAUUUUUCAUGGGGCUUAAACAAACAAGGAUUUCAAUGUCAAGUUUGUGUGCUUGUUGUUCACAAACGUUGUCAUGAGUUUGUAAACUUCGCUUGUCCUGGAGCUGAUAAAGGAGCUGAUAGUGAUGACCCACGUCAAGUUCACAAAUGGAAAGAGUCUUCAUUUGCUUCUCCUACUUUCUGCGAUCAUUGUGGAACUAUGUUGUAUGGCCUUAUUCAUCAGGGCGUCAAAUGUACUUCGUGCGAUAGCAAUGUGCAUCACAGAUGUAUCAAAUAUGUUCCUAAUAUGUGUGGCGUGGAUAAUACUGAAAAACGUGGGCGAAUUUACCUCAAAGCCAAGAUUGAAAAUGAUACUCUAACCAUUGAUGUGCGGGAAGCCAAAAACUUAAUUCCGAUGGACCCUAAUGGUCUUUCAGAUCCAUAUGUUAAACUUAAGCUAAUACCUGAAGAGUCGGGAUGUAAAUCAAAAAAGAAAACCAAGACAUUGAAGGCUACUCUCAAUCCAUUUUGGGGAGAGAAAUUCUCAUAUAAAUUGCAAUCAAGUGAUUGCGAUAGACGAUUAUCAGUUGAAGUUUGGGAUUGGGACAGAACGUCUCGUAAUGACUUCAUGGGUUCUCUCUCCUUUGGUAUUUCCGAGUUACAGAAAGAACCUGUCGAUGGUUGGUUCAAACUCUUGAAUGCGGAAGAAGGUGAAUACUACAACAUCCGAAUUCCACCUGAGUACGAUGGUGAAGUGGCUAAACUGAAACAACAGAUGGAAGAUAUUCAUUUGACUGAUAAAGAAACUUCUUUAUCCACGAGUUCUUAUUCGAAAACUAGCUCAAGUUCGUCAUCCAUUGCUCAGCCACAUCUUGGAGCAAUCAAAUUGGCCGAUUUUGAGUUCCGUGCCGUUCUUGGAAAAGGAUCUUUCGGAAAAGUUCUGCUCGGCGAACAUAAGACCACCGGAACUUUGUUCGCUGUGAAAGUUCUUAAAAAAGAUGUUGUCAUUCAAGAUGACGACAUUGAGUGUACACUUGUAGAAAGACGUGUUUUAGCACUUCCUGAUAAAUCACCAUUUUUGGUGUCUAUUCACAGUGCUUUUCAAUCCAUGGAUCGUCUCUAUUUCGUUAUGGAGUUUGUAAAUGGUGGUGAUCUCAUGUAUCAAAUACAACAAGCAGGAAAAUUCAAAGAGCCUGUGGCUUGCUUCUAUGCUGCUGAAAUUGCUUGUGGCUUAUUCUAUCUGCAUUCCAAAGGAAUAAUAUAUCGUGAUCUUAAGCUGGACAAUGUCAUGCUUGAAGCCAAUGGACACAUUAAAAUCACAGAUUUCGGAAUGUGUAAGGAAGGUAUCUAUAAGGAUGCAACAACCAAAACAUUCUGUGGAACUCCAGAUUAUAUAGCUCCAGAAAUUAUUUUAUAUCAACCUUAUGGAAAGUCUGUUGAUUGGUGGGCUUUUGGUGUGUUAGUGUUCGAAAUGUUGGCUGGACAACCACCAUUUGAUGGUGAAGAUGAAGAUGAGCUCUUCACAGCUAUCACGGAACAUAAUGUAUCUUAUCCGAAAGGAAUGUCCAAAGAAGCUGUUUCUCUUUGUAAAGGACUGCUGGUUAAGAAUCCAACAAAACGAUUAGGUUGUUCAACGGAUGUGGAUUUAGCCAUCAGUGAAAUUAAGGAACAUCCAUUUUUCCGUCGAAUAGAUUGGGUAAAACUAGAAAAGCGGGAAGUUCAACCACCGUUCAAACCAAAAUUGAAAGGAAAAGAGGACCUGUCCAACUUUGAUAAGGAGUUUACUAGUGAAUCUGUUCGCUUAACUCCAAUUGAUAGACUGUAUUUGAUGAAUAUUGAGCAGUCACUAUUCGAACAGUUUGACUACAUUAACCCUGCUUAUCCAAUUGAUAGUUAA
This is a messenger RNA of Auanema sp. JU1783, 1965 nucleotides long. The record is from the annotation of a GenBank genome assembly. Lineage: Eukaryota; Metazoa; Nematoda; Chromadorea; Rhabditida; Rhabditidae.